AUGAACACCCUUAGCAACAGAACUUCGUUUGUUCUCCCAGAAGAAAUAGUACAAGAUGCACUUAUAGCACAAGACUUUCUCCAUUUAAAUGAGAAAGAACCAUACAUCAACACUUCGCCUCAUUCAUCUUACCUUCAAAUCUCAAGAUGUGUAUUGGAGUUCAAUGAAUCAAUGUUGAACUUGAAUGAUAGCCUUCUCGAUCCAUACUUUGACUCCCUUGCUAAAAGCUCAGAUAGUUGUUCGUCUCAAUCAACUAUUGAUGUGAUAGAGGAAAUCACCUCCUACGAAGCGACUCCCAGAUUACAGGUAAUGCAAAAACCUCUGCCAGAAGAAACCGAGUUCAAAUGGGAUUUACCAGAGGAUGUUGCGUCCUACGAAGCGAGACUCAAGCAGCAAAAUUCCUGGAAAAGCAGUCAGAAACGCCUAUGGCGGAACAUCUGGUGGAAAUUCACGAGCAAGGUGGAGAGGUAUUUUGUCUGUUGA
Molecule: messenger RNA, 483 nt
Organism: Candidozyma pseudohaemuli
Lineage: Eukaryota; Fungi; Ascomycota; Pichiomycetes; Serinales; Metschnikowiaceae
Exons: 1
Coding region: 1-483 (160 amino acids)
Source: RefSeq, a predicted model, not a curated record